This is a messenger RNA of Morus notabilis, 468 nucleotides long. Its product is annotated as codeine O-demethylase. Bases 1 to 468 code for a protein of 155 amino acids. NCBI's taxonomy places the organism in Eukaryota, Viridiplantae, Streptophyta, Magnoliopsida, Rosales, Moraceae. The record is from RefSeq and is a predicted model, not a curated record. The transcript is spliced from 3 exons.
AUGCAUCGUCGUGGGGAUACUUGGGUUAAUCCCCAAGCUGAGCAGACUUUUCAUCGGAUGGGAGGAGAAAGAGAAACGCAGAUCCAGAUGCAGUCUGCUACUUCUGGGUCAUCUGUAGCAGGAGCAGUUAACGAGGAGGAUAUUAUGGAGCAGUUUCUGGGAACCCACAGAGGACACAAGAUUGGAGUGGGUCGCACACUCCCACAAAAGAUUGUAACCAAUGGCAUAUAUCGUAGCAUUGAGCAUCGAGCAACUGUAGACACAGAAAAAGAAAGACUCUCCAUUGCUACGUUCUACAAUCCAAAUGUAGAUGCUCAAAUUGGUCCGGUGAACAGCUUGAUCACAGAGGAAACUCCGGCAUUGUACAGAACGUUGGAAUGUCAAGAAUAUUUUAAGGGUUUAUUUGGACGUAAACUUGAUGGAAAAGCUUAUAUUGAUGCCAUGAAACUAGAUUCUGCUGAGCAUUAG